This is a messenger RNA of Drosophila mojavensis, 6455 nucleotides long. Its product is annotated as dual specificity protein kinase splA. Gene Ontology annotation, molecular function: chromatin binding; DNA binding. The coding region runs from base 522 to 5459 and encodes 1645 amino acids. NCBI's taxonomy places the organism in Eukaryota, Metazoa, Arthropoda, Insecta, Diptera, Drosophilidae. Gene Ontology annotation, cellular component: chromocenter; nucleus. The record is from RefSeq and is a predicted model, not a curated record. The transcript is spliced from 10 exons.
UCUACUAGUGAAUGGAAUUUUGGGCAGUCGAAAAAUUCCAAAAACAAAUGCGCGCACACGCAAAAGUGAAAUAAUUAGCAUAAUUUCGAUUCGUAAGUGGCUGUGAAAAAAAAAUCAAAGCUUAUGUUUGAAUAUCACAUUAUUUUUCCUAUUAAGCGAGCGACGUUCGUUUUCUGAAUUCCAAAUGAAGUCAUGAGCAGCAGAUUGUAUGAAAACCAACAGCAAAAGCAACAACAACACUGCAAAGUCAACAGCUAAACAACAAUACAAAAGUCGUUGUCGCGUUAUUACAACAAGAAAAGCCGUAAAAAAAAGUGAAAUUAAGUGCUUAAAAACGCGAGCCAGCAACAGCAGCAGCAACAACAACACACCAGCAGCAACAGCAGCAGUAGCAAAAUGACGUGGUCGCGUCUCGUUUACACAAUAACUCAAAUUAAUUGAAUAUGUUGGCAAAUGAGCAAAACGAAAAUUACGUUAAAAGCCCACAAAUCAAGCGCUUUUAAACGGCUGCUGUUAUUAACAUGGCAGCCGCAUCCGCUGGCCAACAGCUGCAACAGCAACAACAGCAGCAGCAACAGCAGCAGCACAAACUGAACAUUGUUGGCAAUGCGGAAUCGGUUGCUGGCGUGCUGCAGGUCAACGAGUUGCAACAGCACCAACAGCAGCAGCUCAACAUGUACAAGCAACAGCAGCAACAGCAACAGCACCAGCAGCAAUUGUUGCAGCAACAACAACAGCAGCAGCAAUUCUAUCAGCAGCAGACAAAAUUUGUAUCGCGGGUCGUUACAAAUGCCGCAAUGCAGCAGCAACAACAACAGCAACAACAUCAGCAGCAGCAGCAGCAACAACAAAUAUUACCAGCUGGUUUGGUAAAUGGUAGCGCCAACAUGAUGCAAGCCGCAAAUGUUGCCGGGCAGCAACAACAGCAACAAUUGCGCCACAGUCAGCAUAUAUUUGUGUGUCCAGCGAUUGGAUCGCCGAUGCAACACCAACAGCAACAGCAGCAGCAGCAGCAACAAGCUAAGCAGCGUACAGCACAAAUAAAGUUGCCUGUGAAACCAGCAGCAAACACAUCGGCAACUGUUGCUGCCACGCACUGUAUGCCAGCAACAAUUGCAUCGCGUCAAAUGAGUCAGAACAAUCAACAUCAGCAGCAGCAGCAGCAACAACAGCAGCAGCUCUAUGCAAAGAAUGUGGCCAAAGCCAACAAUGCUAACAAUAAUGCAAACAACAGCAGCAGCAGCAACAACAAUAACAACAAUAGCAGCAACAACAUUAACAACAAUAGCAGCAACAACAACAACAACAAUGCAAAUUUGGCUCCAGGCUGGCGUCGACUAACCAACAACAAUGAAGUGGCCUACAUCAGUCCGACGGGCAAAACGCUGCGCACCCAAUUCCAAAUCAAGGACUAUUUGCUAACACAGGGUACCUGCAAGUGUGGCCUGCCGUGUCCGCUGCGGCCGGAAUACUUUUUCGAUUUUAAUGCUCAGGUGCCCAACAUGCCAUUAAAGGUGUCGCCAGGCAGCAGCCAAGAGGCGAUUGUGGCGCUCUGCUCACACCAGCGGCACCUGCUCGACGGAGAGCAGUUGCACAAUCCGCAGCCUGUCAAGGAUUUAAUGAUGGCGACGACAAUGUCGAUGGCGAAGGCAACAGCAGCUGCUGUCGCUACGGCCAGUGAUGCGUUUACUGCGUUGAUGGCAACAACAACAACAACAACAACAGCAGCAACAGCAUCUGCUGCAUCAACAACGGCAACGGCAACAACGACAACGGCGACAACAACAGCAGCAACAGCAACAGCAACGACAGCAUCAACAGCCACAUUAGAGUUGGCCCACAAAGACGCUGAUUGCCACAAAUAUGGCAGCAGCAGCAACAACAGCAACAACAGCAGCUAUAAGCUGGCCAACAGGGCAACAGUUCCAGCUCCAGUCACAGUCACAGCCACGCCCAUAUCCACAAACACGGCCGUCAUGCAAACUAGUCAAACAAUGGGCAUGGAGAGCGCGCCAAAGCGAACAGCAGGAGCUGCCCCUGCUCCUGUUUCUGCUCCUGGUCUGCUACCAGUCGCAGAGUCGGCCGCAACAGUUCCAGCGCCUGUGAUAAAGGCCGUGACAACGGUUUCUACGCCUGCUCCUCCUCAUCCCACAGCCCAGCAGCAGCAGCAGCAGCAGCAGCAGCCCAACUUCAAGGAUGAUCCCGCAGGCUACUUGCAGCAGCAAACGACGCUGCUGCACAAUACGCUGGGUGCGGGGCUGGAUGCCAAGCCAGCCACGGGCAACGCCACGGGUACUGCCACGGCCCGUGCGCUGCCCCAGGAGCCCAUUGUGCACAGCUCCCAGCAACAGCAGCGUCGAGGCAUUCGUCGUCUCUCGAUGCUCACGGGCGGCAAAUGGGAGGUGGACCCAAGUGCGCCGCGUUCGCUGCACGUCGACACGGCAGCGGCAUUCGCGCGUCCACAGAAGCCACAGAUCACCAGCAUAACGGUGGUGCCGGCACCCCAGGAGUCGCCAGUAUCCAGCAGCGGGCCCGAGGCAGAGAAGCGCCCCGAGCAAGUGGGCGCCAUCUCGACGAGCCACGAGAGUCCGCGUCACAGUCUCUCCCCGCCCACUGAUUCGCUGGACUCGUGCAAGAGCACGCCCAGCGCCUCGCCCAAGCCGCAGCAGGCGCAAAUUCAAAUGCAGAUGCGUCAGCCCCAGCCCCAAUCCCAGUCCCAGUGCCAGGUGCAAAGCCAACCAGCAGCGGCCCAGCCCACAGCUCAGCUGCGACUGCUGCGGCAGCAGUGCCAGCCCGCAGUUGGCCCGGCCCAUAGGCAGUCGAUGGCCAAUAACGGGGCAGCCACGCUGACGCGCAGCAUUGUGACGACCACGGCGGGCAUCAGUCGACCGGGCGGCACUACGCUGAGCAGCGGGAACGCAGCUGUGGCGCAGCUGCAGUCCAUGGCGAACAACAGUGGCGGCGGCAACCAGCUGAUCAUGACCUCCUCUGGCCAGCUGCUGGUCAUACCCAGCGCUAGCAAGCAGCAGGCAGCUGCUGCACAGCAGGCUCAGCGGCCGGCGCAGGCAGCCCAGCUGCAUGCCCAGCCAGGCGGCGGGUAUAUCGUUAGCCAGCCGUCGUCGAUACUUAAUGCUGGCGGGGCUAAGCUGCUGCAUCAUCAGAUCAUCACCUCGCAGGCCAGCCAAAUAAGUCAGAUCAGUCCGGCGGGCACGGCGGCGGCGCCACAGACGGUGCUGCUCAACACGUUGCCCAAUGGCGGCUACAUCGUCCAUCACCAGCAGCAACAGCAGCACCAGGAGCACCAUCAACCGAUGCUGGGCAUGCCACAGCCAGCGGCACCCAUUAUGACGUCGCCCGAGGCCAAGCGGCGGCCACGCAAGCGCAAGACCUCUGUCUGCAGCACACCGCCGCCGCCUUUGGUCUGUGGCGUGGGUGGCUCGCCGGCGAAGACGCACUCGCCCCAGAUCUCGCCCAGCAUACCCAGCCAGGCGCCAGCUCUGCUGCAGCAAGCGGCCAAUGCCGCUGCAGUGGCAGCGCCCGCAGCUCCUGCGCAGUUCUCGCAGCAAUUCCAGCUGAGUCCGGGCAUUCAGGGCAUUGUGGUCAACAAACCGGCGACGGCUGCAGCUCAGCCACAGCAGCUGCUGCUCCAGAAUGGUCAGAUUCUGCAGCAGGUGAAUCUCAUUGGUCAGCAGCUGCUUAUGCCAGCGGGCCUGGUCAUGGGUCCGGACGCCACUUUGCUGCAGAUACAAAACAUGCCCACGACGAGUCUGCUCACCCAUCAGGGGCAGGUGAUGCUGCGCACGCCCUCGCCACAGAACAAGCCCUCCUUCAUCUCGCCCAGCACCGGUGGCCAGCAGUAUAUUGUGGGCGCCAAUGGGCAGCUGAGUCCCAUUGGCCAGAUCUAUUCGACGCCCAUGGGCCUGGUCAUGCCAACGGGUCAGCAAAGCGGCGCCUCCUUUGUGCAGGCCAGUCCCACGGCCACCAUACAGAUUCAGCAGCAGCCGCAGCCGCAGCAGGCACCACCACAGCAGCAGCAGCAGCAGCAGCAUCAGCAUCAGAUCAGCCUGCAGCCACCGCAGACGACUGGCUACGUAACGGAUCCACACAGCAAUCGGCAAGUGACUGCCGCCAGUCCGCCGGACACCACCACGUGCAGCCCGCGCAGCCCUGAGCGACCGCCCAGCCACCGGAGCAGCGGCAGCGGCGACAUGGUGCAGUGCGUCUCUAGCUCGGAGCCGGAUGCGGCUAUUUCGCCCCAGAGCGCUGAGAGUCGGCAGUCGCCCUCAUCGACGGAUUGUGAGCGGACCAUCUGCAGCAGCAACUUGUUUAGCCAGCCCAGCAGCAUCUAUAAGCCAACGGAUGCAAAGAUUCGGCGCAUUCACAUCACGUCGCAGCAGCAGGCGUCGACGGAGAGCAACCACACUGUGGGACUUAUGGGCCAAGGUAUGCGACUGACUAGCACCACAUCCCUGUCCAUCUCAUCAUCAUCGUCAUCGUUAGCGUCGGCAACAAUGUCAACGCCAUCAAUAACCACAGCGGCAUCGGGUCGCCAAGUCAUGCACCACCAACACCACCAACAUCACCAACAGCCCCUAACCUCCAAUAGCCAUCAAAGCGUCUAUGUCCAUAAUCACAAAGUAGUUAGCGUUGACUACCAGGAGUCGCCCACAACCACGCAGCUGCCGCCCAUUUCGGAUGCACCAGCGCCCAGUGAAGCUGCACCACCCAAAGCCAACUGCCGCACACCCACGAAACGGGCACGCCGACUCCACCGCACACUGGCCAGAAAUUCGCCAAAUGGUGUGGCUCUGUUGCCACCGCGAACAUUCGCCAUUGGUGAGCUGAUUUGGGGGCCGGCGCGUGGGCAUCCCGCCUGGCCCGGCAAGAUAGUCAAGAUGCCCGACGGUGUCUGCACACCGUCGCAACAAUUCGACCACGUGUGGGUGCAGUGGUUCGGCGGCGGCGGCCGAUCCACCUCCGAGCUAAUCCCGGUCAACCUAUUGCAGAGCCUUUCCGAGGGCUUGGAGGCGCACCACAAGGCGCAAAAGGAUACCAGAAAGAGCCGCAAACUGAACUCGCAACUCGAGCGGGCAAUACAAGAAGCAAUGACUGAGUUGGAUAACAUUUCAGCCUCGGCAACCGCAACAUCCACGCCAGCAUCCGCAGUAAUUGGCCAGCAGCUGCAACAGCCACAGCAGCCGCAGCAUCCCACAUCCACGAACAGCACUAGCAAUGGAGUGGUGCGAGGCAAGCGCACAGGUGCAGGAAUGCCGACUGGACAGACGAGCAUUGGGGGUGCAAGCGUGACGCUGACCGCAAGCACAGCGGCCACACUGAGCGGCCUCUUCAGUCAGCAGCGUGCCAAGCCCAUACGCAUAGCGCCCGCUCCGCCGGCUCCAACGGGUGUACCGACAGCAGCAGCUGGAGCAAGUCCGGAGAUCCUGAAGCUGGCCAAAUGACCAGCGCUGUCGGCGUUGCCGUCGACAGUCACCACAGCAAACUAUACGCUCGUCAUUGGCCAUAAGUAGAAGCAACUAUCAACAGUAUAUAUUCAGAUAGAUAUAUACUAUAUAUAGAUAUAUAUUCAUAUAUACGUAUGUGUAGUUAGAUGUCAGCCCCAAACUGUCUAUAAUUUUCUAUCGAAUUACGACUCUGCUUAGUUGCGCCUGUGCGGCGUUGCCACAUCUUUGAAAUAGACAAUAAAACAAUAUUAAAAUGUUAACGGAAACGAAGUUACAAAACGGACGAAGGAAACUUAGAGAAAGAGAGCGAGAGAGAUAGAGAGAAUGGUUGAACAAUAAGCAAGGAAUAGUUUUCGUUUGCUUACGCUAAACUCAGUUGUUUUUUUUUAAAUGUGUAUAUACUAUAAUAUAGAUGGAUCAGACGAACAUACCUAUUAUUGUCAUUUUAUUGAACAGAUUGUAAAUGUUUAGGUACAUAUUUAUUUAUUGCGUAUAAACCAUAGUUUGCAUAGGUUUUUUGUUUUCGUUGCAAUCUUUAGACUUAACUUUUAUUUUUAUAUAUUUAGCUAGCAUAAGCCGAAUUUUAGCCAUUAAGUUCUAAUGCAGCCAAUUAAUGCACAUUUCGAUGUGUUUAUUGUUUUCUUUUUUGCCUAAUUCAUCAAAUUCUUGCAGAAGAAACAUUGUAAUCAAAAGCAUAUAACUGAUACUAUUUCUAACUCCGAGAUACUUAUUGAAUGGGAAAUAUCAAUGGAAAUAUUUAAGUUGAAGCAAGCAAACAUCACUCGAAGCACACAGCUAGCAACUUAGAGAACAAAAAAGGAAAAAAAAAAAAAAAGAGAAUUAUAUUUAUAAAUUGUUAUUAUUUAUUUAGUUGAAACUAAUUGUAAAAUUCUAGAAAACAAACACAAGAAACAAGAAAAAACAAAUUGACAUUUAAACACGUAGCGAAAAUCCACUAAAAUGAACAAAUAAAUGCUAAAAUAUUCCCGAAAA